CGUUCCGUCACUUGCUUUUUAACGUGUAGGAAAGGAAAUGCCAAGAGCUCUGGCAGUACAGGAGAGGUCCAAACACUGACUCCCGUACCUGAAGUGACCGAUUUCUGCAGCUUGGUGACAAUGUCGGUGAACUCCUCCCGCUCGUACUUGGCUCGAAUCCAUUGCUCUUUCAGAACUCUGCAUUAGGGACAGAGAGGGUGGUCAAGGCCAUGAGAGCUGUAAAAACAACUCCUGACAAGGUGCAGCCUGACCUGCAGAGUUCAAUGAAGCAGGAAUCAAACCUGGAGGGUUCAGAGUUUGUUUCACACUGGGUGACAUACAUGCCCAGCCAGCAGUGUGUGUUCCAGCAGUUGAGGCUCCCCGGCAUGGUGAGACACCAGCGCUAUCUCCGCUGCACUUGUUGUAAGGAAGGUCACUACACUGUGGCGGAUUUCCACCACAUCGACUGCUCACAGCCUGACCCAGAGGCCGAGGACAUCGAUGAGCGCUACACCCCCCAGCAGCGGGCGGCUGUCCUGCGGGUGCUGAACACAGCCUCCCGGGAGGAGCUGGCGGGAAUCAAACUGCUGCGUGGCAGGAAGUCGGCCAACAUUGUGGAGUACAGAGAUGAACGUGGGCCAUUCACACACCUGCGGUGUCUACUGGAGGUGCCGCUCUUCAAACACAAAACCAUAAUGAAAGUGUGUCAGUCAAUCCUGAAUCCCUGUGAGGAGCCUGGGAGGAGAGACAAGAAACUUCAAGGACUGAAGUUUAUCAAACCUGAUGUAGAACGAAAGCGACUUCUGGCUGCAAAAAGCAUUGUGUCAGUCGUGUUUGGAAUCCGUAAGAUUGCAUGGGCUCAUGUGGACCGGAAUCUGACUGUUCUAGACUGGAAUCAGGAGACGAGUCAUCGCUAUAUGAAAGGCACCUACCUGCCCUCCGUCUACCUUGAGGAGAUCUCCACGGCCGUCUCUAAAAUCCCCAAAGCAGAUUUCUUCAUCUUGGAGAAGCCCAGCAUCUCGACUCAGAACACCAACCUGUUCCCUGUGACUCUGCACUUGCGCACAAUUGAGGCCAUGCUACACGGGCUGCUGGGGGGCAGCUUCCUGGAGGAUGGUCAGCACAGGGUGCUGAGCGUGGUGCGCACUGCAAUUGGGAAGCACUUUGAAUUGAUGGUGGGGGAAUCCCGGACCAGCGGGAGGGAACUGGUGCUGCAGCUCAUGGUCGACUCGGUGAUGCAGGAGCACCCACGGGUGCUGUUUCCCCGGGACACUCUGGCCCGCUAUAGGAGACUGUUUCAGAAGGGAAAUACAGAACGGGGAGAGGAAAUGUGCGAUGCUUUGCUGCAGGCUGUUGCUUUUUACGAAUUUCUGUUUAACAGGUCUUAAAAUAUCACAUCACGAUUAAAGAGGGACUUGAUCAGUUACCACCAGUAUCUCAACAGGUGCCAGUCAUAGUCAUCCAAGCGCACUGAGGUCAAUGAUUGUAACCCAUUUUGCGCAGAGCAUUUAGUACAGAGGGCUGAGCGCAUUGCAAGCAACGGUGAGGAGUAACUUCAGCCUAAAAUAAAAAUAGGAAAUGCUGGAAAUAGUCAGCAGCUCAGGCAGCAUCUGUGGAGAGAGAAACAGAGUUAAAGUUUCAGGUUACCGACCCAAACGUUUAUGCUGUUUCCCUCUCCACAGAUUCUGGCUGAGCAGCUGACUAUUUCAGCAGAUUCCUGUUUUUAGUUCAUAUUUCCAGUAUCCGCAGUAUUUUGAUUUUCAGCUUGUUGCUCAGAGACUGUUGAAUCAUUUCUUCUUGCUUUGUUGAACAGUUUGCACCUGCCUCAGUAACGUUAGAGAUGAUGUUCCCUCUCAACAUGUUUGAAGAAAGAACAAACUCCCUUUUAAAUGGCAGCUCUCAUGACCUCAGUGUCUGUUGUAAUGUGGGAAAUGCGACAGCCAUUUUGCGCAUAGGCAGAUGCCACAAACAGCAAUAUGAUAAUGACCAGUUAAUCUGUUUUUUAAUGCUGAUGAUUGAAGGAUAAAUAUUGACCCCAGGACACUGGGGCUAACCACCUACUAUUCUUCAAAUCGUGUUUGAGAUCGAUUACAUCAACACGGGAGGGAAGAUGGGGCCUUUGUGUAACGUCUCAUCCGCAAGACGGCACCUGUGUCACUGCAGCACUCCCUCAGAAGUGCCUGGCCUGUCAGUCUAGAUCAUGAGCUCCAGAGCCUGGAGUAGAACUUGAACCCACAACCUUGUUGACUCAGCUGAGAGUGUGGCUCACUGAGCCACCACCAACAUAAAGACGAGAUCAGGUGAAUCAUGUGACCUUUUUGGUCAGUAUGGAUCAGCUGCUCAUUGGGGGAGAAACACAAGGCCAUCAAGAACUAGUUAUAUUUCUGAAUGCUUUUAUUUAAAGGGACUGUUGUCUUCUUGGAGCCAGUUUGAUCAACCCUUUUUGUGACUUUACAAAUGUCCAGUGAUGGAAACUGUCUGAGCUUGUCUUUAUUGGUUGAGAAUUGUCUCACACUAAAAUCAUACACACUUUUGCUGCCUUCUCAAAUUUUGACAAACUCUCCUGUAUGUGAGAAGUUGUCCCUUUAACUGGACUACUUGUAAGUGGGAUUGACUACGGUGUUCCAACAGGCCUGUCUCUGACCAGUUGCCGGCUGCUUCUGGGUAGUAGUCCUAAAGGACAACUGUGGGUCAGAGUGUUGGGGGUGGCAAAUUCCUGAUGAUUGGGUUGUGGGGAUGGAUGUAAGGGGGCACGAUGUGGGUGUGAGUGGCAUGAUGUUGAACUACACAAAUACUAGGGCACUCAGAUUGAAAUCCUGCUCUGUACUGUUAAGUGAUUGUGUCCUCCUGCCACCCAAGCUGCAGUGAUUGACCUCACUGCGCCCAGGGUCAGGAGAGGAGAAACCAAUCUGGGCCAGGGGGGUGUGCGGAGGAGGAUUCAGUUCCUGUUCACCAUUCUUUGUUCCCAGCCAGAAAGCAGCUUCUGGGGCUCUUGGGUGAGAAUAGAGGUUUGGUCUUUGUCCUUGCUCUAUAUUCUUCCUGUUGUUUGGUUCCCAGAUGUUGAUAAUAAUCACUCUAACUUGCCAUGCUGCCUUGUACAAUAGAAGGACUGGUUUGACUGUGCUGUAAAAUGUGGCCCCCGGAACAAUUACACAAAACAAUUAGUUCCUAGCUUUUUACAGGUAAUAGAAUGAUGUGUAACAGUCCUGAUGCCAAUCCCCAUGGGAUUGGAUAAUGGAGAGUAACCACUGCACACGUACCCCACAACUUGAGAAAGUAGGGAUAAGGAGAGAAAACCAAAGGGGAGAGUGGGAAAAGAAAGUUUGAUAUUAGUCAGGAGUUAGUGUUUUUAAUUGAGUUUAUGUUAAGCCAGUUUCUUCCGAUGGUCAUAAUUGGAUUCUGAACCCAUUCAUGUCCUUACUUCAACACCCCCAGGACUAGGAUGCACUGAACUCGGUUCUGACUUUUACUACUUGAAUUUUGGUUUGAAUGUUGCUCAGAGUCAGCGAACAAAAGUCAUGUCUAUCUUGGUCCGACGUGCGCUAAGUUCAGACGUUAUCCAGGCCAUGGUCCACAGCUGAUGAAGAGGUUCAAUCUCUGGGUUGUGCUGAAUUAACUAUUUCAGGCAGGAUUGGGGUGUUACAACAGAUUUUGUUUUGGUUUGGGUGUGAGUGAGAAAUAAGAUUAGGAUUGCUGUCUGUUGGAAAAUGUGCUUGUGCAGCUAAGUUAAUUCCUUCAGGAAAAAACAUGGCAGGUCUCCCCAUUGACUGUAUCUUUGUAUCUAAAGCAGUGAUUUUCAAAUUCUAGCCGGUGCUGUGUGCAAACCACCCAGGCGAUGAUUGAUUUGUGCACCAAUUGGACUGUGUUACAUGGUUUAAACCAGACCCUGCAUUAGGACCACCACUCAUUUGAUUUCACUGCUGAUCUGCCCUGAUCUUUGAGCACACCCAUCAUUGACCAAGUGAUUUGGGAUAUGUAGGUGAUGGAAGGCACUAUAUAAAUCAAGUCCUUUCUUUUAAGAAAAUUUAUAGUUGUAAAGCUAAGUGAUUGUACAUUUCAACCUGUCCUGCCUAAUGUGGUUAUUUAUUAUUAAACGGUUUCACUGUAA
This is a messenger RNA of Carcharodon carcharias (great white shark), 4087 nucleotides long. RefSeq names its product transcription elongation factor, mitochondrial (gene tefm). Bases 210 to 1367 code for a protein of 385 amino acids. Gene Ontology annotation, molecular function: nucleic acid binding; DNA polymerase processivity factor activity. Gene Ontology annotation, cellular component: mitochondrial nucleoid. The transcript has 6 exons. The record is from RefSeq and is a predicted model, not a curated record. NCBI's taxonomy places the organism in Eukaryota, Metazoa, Chordata, Chondrichthyes, Lamniformes, Lamnidae. Gene Ontology annotation, biological process: mitochondrial transcription; transcription elongation by mitochondrial RNA polymerase.